GCUGCCGGCCAGCCGACGGCGCAGGGAGCCGAGCGUCCUCGGUCGGCGGUCCCUGCCGCGGCGCGCAUGGACUUGAAUAGCAUCGUGGAGCGUACCCUCAGGCUUGGUUUGCAAACGGCAGAGAAAUCCGAGGCGACCGCUUGUGCUACCAAUGUUGUGUUUUUGGUCAAGAAGCCUCCCAAGCAGAAGGACUUGAAGGCUCACUUGGACAAAUGGUCGGAUAAUCUUCCAGUUUACGAGCAGGGCAAGGCCCGGGAGCAGCAUCCAUUGGGUGAGAAGCGUGUGUGGCUCUUCGCCGGUGUCGUCACCAAGUUGAAAACGGACUUGGCGCAGGAGCCGGAGCAUGUACAGCAGGCGGUGGCUACCUUGGAGUCUAUUUCUGUACCACAGCUAGAGCGGUGGGUUGCCAGCAUGAAACCACGGUACGCUGAGCCCAAGGAUGGUAGGUCUUGGGUGCUUGAGCUUGCAGUGGGCAGCCUGUGCAGUGCGGAGUUUCGUAAGGCCUUGGACGAUCUUUGUUCUGUCGACAGCGAUGAGUGGAAAAUUGCUCCGCACAGGUGGGGGCAGACUGGAUUGCACAAGGCGGCGUGGGAUGACCUGAAGAUGCUUUCUGCUGCUAAUCGCCAGUGA
Prorocentrum cordatum is the source of this 630-nucleotide messenger RNA. NCBI's taxonomy places the organism in Eukaryota, Dinophyceae, Prorocentrales, Prorocentraceae. The record is from the annotation of a GenBank genome assembly.